Molecule: messenger RNA, 2505 nt
Organism: Panonychus citri (citrus red mite)
Lineage: Eukaryota; Metazoa; Arthropoda; Arachnida; Trombidiformes; Tetranychidae
Exons: 3
Coding region: 104-2272 (722 amino acids)
Molecular function (GO): flavin adenine dinucleotide binding; oxidoreductase activity, acting on the CH-CH group of donors
Source: RefSeq, a predicted model, not a curated record
AUCCCACACAUGUUUUCCUUGUUUUCAUUUUGGUUUAAAUUGUUUCAAUUAACUAAUUGUAAUUAAUUAACGUUUACGGUUUUGUAGAUUGAACAAUUUACUCAUGUUGGGGAAAUUAGCUGUUCGUGGAAUACACAAUUAUAGUAGAAGAUCAUCUAUUUAUUCUGAGAAAUGUUACUUGGUUAGAAAGAGAAUCGGAUUACGUUUAUCAUCUUCGUCUUCUCAACAAUCUGAUUUGGAGAAAAAAUCUGGCCAGCAAUUAAAAUCAUCGGCUAAUGGACCAAUUUCAUCGGAAAUCCCCAAAGAAUUUAUGCCUCAAGAGGUUAUCGAUAAAGUUCAAUCUGUUCGAUCUUUAGAUGUUACAACUAAAGUUCCACUUGUUCCAGUUGAAAGUCUAGGAAUCAAAGCUGAUGUAUUGAGAGUUCAGAAAAAUGGUUCUUUCAUCAAGAGACUUUUCAUCGCUAAAUAUGAUACUGAUUUUCUUAGUUAUCCUGAAAUUUUAAAGACUCGAAGUGAAUUUGAUGCUAUUCAGAAACAAUGUGAAAUGGUUGAAACGUAUUUCCAUAAUUUCGCCAAUGACAGUGACUCUUUACAUAAAUUGAAAUUUGAUUCGUUAUGGAAAAUGACUGCCACCGAAAUGAUGACCAUUUUCGAAUCGAUUGGACACACUUUGGCCAUUCGAUUCAACGAUUGUUUCACAAAGAAUGUUAUUAGUGAACAAGAUGGAAAUGAAUUGAAAGGUUACUUGGCAAUUAAGCCUAAUCAUCCAGUUGUCGACAUGAAAUGUGUUCAUGGAUUAUUCAAUCUUCUUAAUCACAAUUGUCUUGGUUUUGGUUCAGUUGAAUGGGGAGAUAAUGAUGGAAUUAGAGAUCGUAUUUUAUCAUUACUACGAAAAGAUCCUUCGAUUAAGAUUGGUUUCGCUUGGACAGAGAGAGAAGCUCCUUUUGGUGCUGGAAGUUUCGCUGAUUGGGAAACUGUUGCUCGUCGAUCAGCUGAUGAAUCAAGUUGGACUCUUUCAGGGUCAAAAAAUCGUAUUCUCAAAGAUAAUUACGAUUAUUAUGUCAUUUUUGCUUCGACAAAAGAUUAUAACGAAGAGGAGAAACCCCAAUGGAUGUUAACUGGAGGCACUGAAUCUCCACCAGGAAUUGUUGGUUUUCUCAUUCCAUCUAAAAUGAUUGGUAAAAUUGAAGAUGAAGAAGUGAUUAACGGACUAGUCUAUCAAAAAAUUACCUUCGAUGGUUUAGUCUUACCAACGGAAGAUCAUCUUUUAGUUGAACCUUCACCUCUUGGAAUAAGAUCAUUAAACAUUCGUGGUCUUGGUCUUCUUGGUACCUCAUCGAUAAUUUUAGGAUUAACCAAAUCACUUUUAGCUGAUUGUUAUCGUUAUCUAUUGAAAAAUCGAGCACCACUAUUAGAAUGUCAAACAGUUGAGAAACUUUUGGUCAACAUAACAUAUAAAAUAUACACACUCGAAUCAUGUUUAUAUUUAACAUCUCAAGCCUACGAUGCAUUUGAUAAUGUUAAUGCCGAUCCAGAGCAAAAUUUGGAAGCUUCAAUUUGUAAAAUUUUAGCCAUUGAAUUAGGACAUGAGAUUAUUGAGAUUAUCCAAUCAAUUUAUGGAUCACAAAUGUUAAUAACUUCUCCUUUACAUGAUUUCCUUCAUCUUCUUGAUUCUUAUCUUGAUAAUACUGUUCAUCAUCGUGUUAACAUUGGUACAAGUGGAAUGUGGUUCGCUGGUUAUUACAAGAAUGAUAAUAUUCGUAAACUACGAUUAGCACCAUUCUUUCCCGUCUAUCGACUUUACGAACUUAUCAAUGAAUAUAAAUUGUCCAAAGAUAAGCCCAAAUUAAUCUACGAUUUAAGAGGUCACGUUCAUCCUUCCCUUCAAGAAGAAGCUGAUAAAUUAGAAACUGUUUCUCUUAAAUUUGGAUUAGGAGUUGAAUGGAUUCUAAAACGUUGGGCUGGUCAAACCACUCGACGACAAAAUGAUCUGGAAAGACUUGCAGACAUGGCCAUCGAUAUUUACGCAAUGACCUGUGUGAUUUCAAGAGGUUCAAAGGCUUAUUGUGAUGCCGUUAAAAAUGCCGACAUGGAUCGAUACACAGUUUCAUCAAUUGUUCAUCAUUUAUAUGAAAAAGGAAUUUUAACUUUCGAGGAAUUGAACCGUUCACAAGAAGAUACCGAUGAAUAUAGAAAUCAUCAUAUCCAUAGAAAGAAUAUUGAAUAUGGUGGUUAUUUCGCCCAAUCUUCACUAAAUAGAAUACAUUAUUAGUUAUAAAACAAUCAACAAUUAACUAAUUAUCUUCUCUCUCUCUCUUCAUUUCUUUUUCUUCUCGUUUUUAUUACCAAACAACAAUUUUAUUUGGAAUGAAAAAAAAAAUCUAUAACGAAACCUUUAGUUGUAUAAAAAAAGAAAGGAAAACAUCCAAAUAUCAAGUGCAUAUAUUAUAUAGAAUUUAGAAAUAAUUAAUAAAUUGUAAUAAUAAAUUCCAAUUGGUAAUUGAA